AUGAGCGUGCCUUCUUCGGAACAGCUCGACCAGGUCGGGAACGAGAUUCCCGCGGACCUUCGCGCGACGGCAGCUCCAACGCCCGAGGGGUCGGGGUCGGACCAAAUGAAAAGCCUUGAGUGGCCUGCGGCGAAAAAGACGGCAGGGGCCGCGCCGGGCGCCGCCGUGCACAAGGAGGGCGAAGCGCAGGCGUUCGAGGCCACGCUGACCGCUCACGGCGAUCCCCGCCACCACGGCGGGACGGUGUGCGACAUGCCGGCCGUCGGGGGCGCGGCGGUGCUGCGCAUGGAGCACAUUCAGGGCGUGGAGAUCAAGGGCCCGCCGCCGACGGUCUCGGACGUGCUCACGAUGACGCGCGCGUUCCGCGCCGCCGCGGACAACGGCGCGCACAAGGUCCACUCGCCCAUCACACACAGCUGGCUUCAGGCCAUGAUGGCGGGCGUGUUCAUCACGUUCGGCGCCGUGACAGCCAUGUUCAUCGGGGGCAACACCACCGGCAUCGCCGCGACAGACCCGGGCCUGUCGCAGAUGAUCUUCGGGAUCUUCGGCUUCCCGACGGGCCUCUUCGCGGUGGUCCUCACGGGCGCGGAGCUCUUCACUGGCAACUGCCUCGUUUGCACUGCGGCGUGGGCCGAGGGCCGCUGCACGACGCCAGAGUUCCUGCGCUCGCUGACCGUGUCGUGGUUCGGCAACCUGAGCGGCGCGCUGCUCUGCGUGGGCAUCUUCAAGGGCGCCAGGUUCGCGGAGGAGGCCGAUCGGCUGCACGCCUUCAUGGUCAACGUCGCGCACAUCAAAACGUCGAUGAACUGGGGGCAGUGCUUCCUUCGCGGCGUCCUAGCGAACUUCCUGGUCGACCUUGCGGUCCUGCAGGCCGCCAUCAGCACGACCUUCGUCGGGAAGUUCCUCGGCAUCUUCCUGGCCGUCUCGAUGUUCGCGUCGCUGGCACUGGAGCACGUGGUGGCGAACAUGAGCAUGGUGCCGCUGGGGAUGAUCCACGGCGCGGACGUGAGCGUCUGGAAGUUCAUCUACGCCAACCUGAUCCCCGUGACGCUCGGCAACUACGUUGGGGGGGGAGUCAUGAUCGGGAUGGUGUACGCGGUGCUGUUUGGGAAGUGGUCCGAGAAGUUCUCGAACGCGGUGCGCUGGCCGAAGCGCGCCUUCGACGGCGAGCACCACUAG
Messenger RNA from Pedinophyceae sp. YPF-701, 1179 nucleotides. Lineage: Eukaryota; Viridiplantae; Chlorophyta; Pedinophyceae. The record is from the annotation of a GenBank genome assembly.